GGAGGAAACCGCCUGGAGCCGCUGGGAGUGGACGCCGCCGAGGCCGGGAGUCGCGCCUGCAGACACAGCAUCUGCUCAGCGUGGGUCACCGCUGUGAGCAUCACUGACCUCAAGCCUCCCUCAAUUUCUGGUGCAGCCCAUCAGGGACCCAGAGCGCCUGGGAGGAUGGUGCGGAUCUUGGCCAAUGGGGAAAUCGUGCAGGAUGACGACCCCCGAGUGAGGACCACUACCCAGGCACCAAGAGGUAGCACUCCUCGACAGAGCUUCCUCAACAGGGGCCAUGGUGCUCCCCCAGGAGGUCCUGGCCCCCGCCAGCAGCAGGCAGGUGCCAGGCUGGGUGCUGCUCAGUCCCCCUUCAAUGACCUCAACCGGCAGCUGGUGAACAUGGGCUUCCCGCAGUGGCAUCUCGGCAACCAUGCUGUGGAGCCGGUGACCUCCAUCCUGCUCCUCUUCCUGCUCAUGAUGCUUGGUGUUCGUGGCCUCCUCCUGGUGGGCCUUGUCUACCUGGUGUCCCACCUGAGUCAGCGGUGACCUCUGGGGGCUGAUGCGGGUGGGCCUGUUGAGAGGGACUUGCUGGGCCUUGGUGUGAGAGCAGGCAUAUUGGGAGGGGAUCUGGUGGUGCCUCGAAAGUGUGAUCAGAGAGGGGACCACAGGAGUGUGUUUCCCCUUGUGGUAAGCAUGAGGCAGAGGGAGACGUUAGUCCAGCAUUUCCAAAGUGUGGGUAGAUCCCUUGGCUCCCCUGACAUAUUCUGAGGUGGAAUGGGGCCUGCAUUAAGUAGCACAAAAUCAGAGCAAGAACGUGAUGCCCUUCCCAAUUGUCUCAAUCCCUUUAUGCUGAGAAGAUCUCAGCUGGAUGCCAACAUGUUCCGAUGCCUGUGGAAGACUUGCCGACGUCUCCUCUGCCUAGGGAGCAGGACUUAGGCUUAGGGCAGGUGGGGAAAAUUCCAGACUUUUAUAGCACUGUUUUUGUUUUAAUGGUAUAUUUUUAUUGGCUACCUAUUGUUUAGGACAGGUGGUACUGGCAUUCUAUUUAUUGUGACAUUUUCAAUAAAUAGAUUUAAGUAAAAAUGA
This is a messenger RNA of Cercocebus atys (sooty mangabey), 1071 nucleotides long. It is a transcript of the gene FAM241B, whose product is annotated as chromosome unknown open reading frame, human C10orf35. Lineage: Eukaryota; Metazoa; Chordata; Mammalia; Primates; Cercopithecidae. The transcript has 4 exons. Bases 166 to 531 code for a protein of 121 amino acids. Gene Ontology annotation, cellular component: intracellular membrane-bounded organelle. The record is from RefSeq and is a predicted model, not a curated record.